Paracoccidioides lutzii Pb01 is the source of this 531-nucleotide messenger RNA. RefSeq lists its product as hypothetical. The transcript is spliced from 2 exons. The coding region runs from base 1 to 531 and encodes 176 amino acids. Gene Ontology annotation, biological process: regulation of transcription by RNA polymerase II. Gene Ontology annotation, cellular component: nucleus. The record is from RefSeq and is a predicted model, not a curated record.
AUGGCUCAGGAGGUGCCGCCAGUCGUGGCUGAUGAUUCUGAACCGAGACUGGCUGCAAGGCGAACGAGGGAGCCGCCCAAAAAUGCCGGCCAGAUAUACUGUAAUCACCCGGAUUGCCACGAUCAUAUCCUGUACUUCAAGACACCGUGGGAAUGGAACAGACACAUGGAUAAACAUGACCGCCCAUACAAGUGCACGAACCCAGACUGCAACCGACGAUUUACCCAGGCAGGUAGCAUGCGCCGUCAUCUAAUAACGAUUCAUCAAGUGAACAGCAAAUUGAGGUGGACUCAUUCAGACUGUGAUCGCAGCUCUAGCAGAAAGGUAGAUCUCAAAAAACAUAUCCACCGCAUUCAUACAAAACCAGAUAGCAUCGACUCUCUCCGCGCUGAAAUUGCUCGGCUUCAGCGGGAAGCUAUGCAAAGGGAUUCAAGGCUGGAUAAGAUGGAAAUGGAGUUGAAUCGGGUACUUUCUCCUUCCGUUCGGCUCCCUUCCUGUGCGGAACUUGAAGCGGGAGUUGCCGGAAAUUGA